Achroia grisella is the source of this 974-nucleotide messenger RNA. RefSeq lists its product as uncharacterized. NCBI's taxonomy places the organism in Eukaryota, Metazoa, Arthropoda, Insecta, Lepidoptera, Pyralidae. The transcript is spliced from 4 exons. The record is from RefSeq and is a predicted model, not a curated record. Bases 155 to 820 code for a protein of 221 amino acids.
UGCAUACGAUUUUCGAACGUGUAUAUAUAACGUAUGUCACAUAGGUGUGUUUUUUGACGAUAGAGUUCUUUUAAAUAUUUAUCAACCCUCAAGAUGAUGCCGAAGUGUUAGACACGUCAUCGACUGAUAAUGGUAUGCACCAUUUGGUGUGACCAUGAAUGCUGCCACAGCUGCUAGUCUCGGAGUCAUAUUGGUGCUCGUACUCUUACUCGUUAGGUGGAAAUGGAGGUCAUACAAGUUGCUUCACCUUCUUCGGCUAACACAGGAAUGUCCUCCUUGCACGCCAGUGCAACUAGUACACCGGCUCUGUCCCCAUCACAACGUGGUUCAAAGUUACGAGGUGGAGCAGAAAGACAGUCUUGAUGAACAUCUCGAUAUACUCACCAGAAAACUUGCAGAGAAGGAGGGUCGUCUCCGCCUUUCCAAGUCCAAAAUACGAGAGACCCAACACGAAAUCGACAACUUGCAUGCAAUAGACCACGGCGUGAAGCUCAAGUAUUGUGAGAUUAUGGAGUCUCUGCGCAAAGACUUGUUGGGUAACGAGAAAGAAUGCAAGAAACUGCAGGAGCAGAUUGAAUGGGUUUCAAGGCGUCGUGCGGAACUCCGAGACGAGGUCCGCCGGGGCCAGAGGCUGUAUGGAGAAGCGGCGGCAGAGUUGGCGUGUAAUCUAGCAGAUCUCCAACGUGGCCGAGUAACAGAACACAGAGUAACAGAGAAGCCUCAAUGUGAACACUCAUUGACAUCAUUACGAAUUCGUAAAGAGCCUCUGUUGCCGAGAGCUACACCAGUUGGAUCUUGGAAGACCUCCCCAACCGAUUAAAGAGAUGCCAUACUGUCGCCUAAUAGACAACAACAAUAGUCUUGUUAUAUCUUAACCUUCUUUUAAAUUAUAUUGUAGUGAAAUCAACAGUUAAACUAUUUUUACUGUUUUUUUUUUGUAAUUUUUUGCGUAUUAUAUUUUACUGUUAUAAAAC